GAUUGAGGAGAGUCAAGAGCUGAAGGAUAUGGAAGAGAAAGAGCAGAAUGAGAACGAUCGUGAUUUCAAAAUUGGAGAAAAAUUAAUGAGAAAAACUAAGGAGUGCUCCUCUCAAAAAAGUGUCCAGAAGAUUGAAUUGAAGAGCUUUUUUACCUGCCAUCAGUGUGGAAAGAGUUUCAAUCGAAAAGGAAGCCUUAAGGUCCACAUCAGAAUUCACAAUAGAGACAUCGCUUUCACCUGCAAACAGUGUGGAAAGUGUUGCACUACCAAUGAAAACCUUAAAAUUCACAUGAGAGUUCACACUGGAGAGAAGCCUUACAACUGCCAGCAGUGUGGAAAGAGUUUUGCUCAAAAAAGAUACCUUGCAGUCCACAUGAGAAGUCACUCUGGAGAAAAGCCUUAUACUUGCUCUCAGUGUGGACAGAGUUUUGCAUAUAAAUGCAACCUAAAUUCCCACAUGAGAACUCACAGUGAAGAGAGCUUGUUCACCUGCAAACAGUGUGGAAAGAAUUUCCCUCAAAAACAAAACCUGGCAGUCCACAUGAGGAUUCACACUGGAGAGAGACAUUUUAUCUGUAAACAGUGUGGAAAGAGUUUCAUUGGAAAAGGAGUCCUCGAAGUCCACAUGAGAAUUCACUCUGGAGAGAAGCCUUACACUUGCACUCAGUGCAGAAAGAGUUUUACUCACAAAAACACCUUUAAUUACCACAUGAGAAGUCACACGGGAGAGAAGCUGUUCACAUGUGAUCAGUGUGGGAAGAGCUUCACGACAGAACUAACCCGUAGAUGCCACAUGACCAUUCACACCGGAGAGAAACAGUUCAUAUGUGGUCAGUGUGGAAGGUGUUUCUCACACAAAGUAAGCCUUAAUCGUCACACAAAGACUCACUUAGAAAACU
This is a messenger RNA of Sinocyclocheilus grahami, 899 nucleotides long. Its product is annotated as gastrula zinc finger protein XlCGF8.2DB-like. Gene Ontology annotation, biological process: regulation of transcription by RNA polymerase II. The record is from RefSeq and is a predicted model, not a curated record. The annotation marks the transcript as partial. NCBI's taxonomy places the organism in Eukaryota, Metazoa, Chordata, Actinopteri, Cypriniformes, Cyprinidae. The transcript has a single exon. Gene Ontology annotation, molecular function: RNA polymerase II cis-regulatory region sequence-specific DNA binding; DNA-binding transcription factor activity, RNA polymerase II-specific.